Molecule: messenger RNA, 5663 nt
Organism: Sitodiplosis mosellana (orange wheat blossom midge)
Lineage: Eukaryota; Metazoa; Arthropoda; Insecta; Diptera; Cecidomyiidae
Gene: kel
Product: ring canal kelch homolog
Exons: 10
Molecular function (GO): protein binding
Source: RefSeq, a predicted model, not a curated record
CACUUGGCCCACUCGGUCACUGGACACUGUGAGUGUGAAUGCGUGCGUGAACUGUUAUUGAUGUAUAAUAAUUAUUUUUUCCACCCUCUUCUCCAAAUGACACAUAAGAACAAAGGCGUCAAACGAACGACUUUGUUUUUCGAUGGAAAAAUAUAUAUAAUCAAGUUUUAUGUAGAAGUGUUUUAAUGGCGCCAAGGAAAACAAUCAUAAAAAUUUCAUAAUAAUCACAGUCAAUUUUUGCGCAGUAAAUAUUAUACAUGUACAUUGUAAUAUUAAAAUGUCGUUCGCGCUCAUAACAUACUUUACCGGCAUAUAGUAUUCUUUCUUGAUACAAUUUUAUUAGCAUUGCUAAUUCAGAGUAUAUCUAAUCGAUGUUAAUUGUUUCUUUCUUCUUUGAUUCUGUUGAAAGGCGCGGUAAAAACCAGUAGCUCGUGGCAAAUGGAAAUUGAUUAAUAUUCCUAUGAAAACCACAGAAUUGCCACUUUCGAGAAGACAAUUCGGAGUGCAUUGAGUCUGGUCUAUUUUUUCCGUUCGUCAUGUCAACAGAGUUGUGUGAGGGCAUGAACAACGAAAAACAAGUCAUUUCCGGUAAUGAGUUUAUGUCAUUCAAUUGAUACAUAUGGCAUAAUAAAUUUGAGCUAAAUAAGCGUCUGUGGCGUAUCGAUGAAAUGUGAAUUUCCAUUCCGAAAUGUAACCGCGACCGAUACGAACUCACCAUCACAUUGAAAACAUACUCGGCGGCUCCACCUAAACUGACAUGUUAUUCGGGUUCAAUUCAAAACAUAGACAAACCAAUGCAAAAUCAUAUGGUUUAACGUUUCGUAACUUGACUGUCUUACGUCUGGAAAUCGAUUGGAGUAUGCGUAGCAUAUCUCCAAACCAUUUACGUAUUUCAUCGUGACACAACAACAUCUGUUCGUUUCGACAAUAAAACCUAGAGAAUGGUAGAAUAAUUCAUGUUUUUUUAUCACUUCCUCUCGAUUAUCUGCCUAGAUAAGUGUGUCAGACGAGACUGGUUUUUUUAUGAAAAAUAAAAACACGUGUUAAUUUCAAUAAAUUACAUUCAAGUGUUCUCAAUUUUUGAUAAUUCAGCGAAUAAUUUUCAACGGAUAUUUCCUUUGUUUACAUUUCCCCUUCGAAAACAAAUGUCAUCGACGGUCAACUCUGUGUACACAAAGACUGGUAUGACUUUUGUUUUUUCCAUUAUUAUUAAAUAAAAUAUGGCGUCUUCGUUGGCCUGAAUCCAGACAGAUGUACGAAAUUAUUGGUUGAAUUGAACUGAAUUGGUUUGGAAAUUUCGUAAAUUUCAAAGUGUAUUUGUGCCUACUAAGUCUUUGUGCAAACACAAGUGAUAUUAUUGGAUUGAAACAAGAAGAAACCAAUCAGCAGUUUGAUUUUGAAAAGUAUAGACUCGCCCUUUGACACGCAAUCAAGUGAAUAGAAGCAUUGAAAAUGCGCUCGAAUAUUUGUGCAUAAGUUGUUUGUGUGAUAUUUUAACGUGCAUUUAAAUAGGCAUCAACAAAAUGAGCAUUUCGAAUAACAAUCACGGUGGUGUGAAUGCAAACAAUCAAAGUUUGGCUGCUGAAGGUGUCGUCGAAAGAGGAAGCUGUCUCCUGUUGCGCUAUGCCAGCCAAAAUUCACUCGAUGAAAGUUCACAAAAUAAAUUGCCGCGCUCGUCCAAGGACAAAACGACGGGCACAUAUCAAAAUGAUGAACACACAUUCAAGUGCUUCAAAGCGAUGAAUGAAAUGAGAAAAGGAAAUCUAUUCUGUGAUGUUACAUUAAUAGCGGAGAAUAUGGAAAUUCCAGCACAUAAAAUGGUGUUGGCAUCUUGCAGCCCAUAUUUUUACGCUAUGUUUUCCGGAUCUGAUUUUGAGGAAUCACACCAAGACAAAAUCACCGUUCAAGGUGUUGAUUUUCGUGCACUGCAACUGCUCGUUGAAUAUGUAUACACCUCAUACGUCGAUGUGAACGAAGAUAAUGUUCAGACCCUUUUAACUGCCGCAAAUUUACUUCAACUGACCGAUGUCCGUGAUGCCUGUUGUGAUUAUUUACAAACCCAGCUAGAUCCGAGCAAUUGUUUGGGAAUAAGAGAUUUUGCCGAUAUUCAUGGUUGUGUUGACUUGUUGAACUAUGCAAACACUUAUAUCGAACAGCAUUUUUCUGAAGUGAUUCAAUACGAUGAGUUUCUCAAUUUGACGUCCGAACAAUUGUUGUCAUUAGUAAAAAGUGACCACUUAACCGUUGCUUCGGAGGAGAAGGUGUAUGAGUCGGUUAUCAGUUGGAUUCAGUUUGACGCACAAGAGCGACGAAGCUACUUACCAAAGCUACUUGAGCACGUACGCUUGCCACUAGUAUCGCAAGAUUAUUUGAUGUCACGUGUUGAAAACGAGCCAUUGUUGAAAGAGGAUUUACUUUGCAAAGACUUUAUCAUCGAAGCUCUUAAAUUUCACUUGCUAAAGGGUGAUGCAAAAAAUACGUUGACAAAAACAAUUCGAACGAUUCCACGCCAGCCAAUCGGACAGCCAAAGGUUUUGCUGGUUAUCGGUGGUCAAGCACCCAAGGCCAUCAGAAGCGUUGAAUGUUACGAUUUAAGAGAAGAGCAAUGGUACGCGGCGGCAGAGAUGCCAUCACGACGAUGCCGAGCUGGGUUAGCGGUGCUAAAUGAUAAAGUAUACGCAGUUGGUGGGUUCAAUGGCUCUCUUCGUGUUCGCACUGUUGACGUGUACGAUCCAAUGAACGAUAUUUGGUCAACUUCCUGUAGUAUGGAAGCACGCCGUUCAACAUUGGGUGUUGCGGUCCUAAAUGGAUUAAUUUUUGCUGUUGGUGGUUUUGACGGCGCCACAGGUUUAGAGACGGCAGAGGUAUUUGAUCCAAAGAUGGGAAGAUGGGCUAUGAUCGCGAGUAUGUCGGCACGGCGAAGCUCGGUUGGAGUGGGCGUUAUUCAUAACCAACUCUAUGCGGUAGGCGGCUAUGAUGGUUCUUGCAGACAAUGUUUGAAUAGCGUUGAGCGAUACAAUGGAUUAGAGACAAACACGUGGACAAAAAUUGCUGAUAUGAAUGCGCGAAGGUCUGGCGCUGGUGUUGGCGUUGUUGAUAAUAUUCUGUUCGCAAUUGGUGGGCAUGACGGUCCACUGGUUCGAAAGAGUUGUGAAAAAUAUAAUGCUGAGCUUGAUUCUUGGAGCCCAAUUGCUGAUAUGACUUAUCGUCGGCGAAAUGCAGGAGUCAUUUGUCAUGAUGGACUAUUGUACGUUGUGGGAGGCGACGAUGGAACAUCAAAUUUAUCCAAUGUUGAAGUUUACGAUCCAAAGAAUGAUGUUUGGCGCAUCUUACCAGCUAGCAUGGGAAUCGGCCGCAGCUAUGCCGGAGUAUGUAUUGUGGAUAAGCCCAUGUGAAAGCAACAGCAGGGUGCAGCAGCACGGUACGCAAAUUGUGGAGACGAUGAAAACAGUCAAGCCGAAGGACUGUUUGAUGCAUCGGCUGGAGUAGCUCGUUCAGAAAACGCACAACAAAAUUCCCAUCGCAAUGCGAGCGCCAGCAAUCAAAAUAACCAAAAUGUAGUUCGAAAUCCACAUUAUGAGAAUAUUUACGAAUCCAUUGAGCGAAUUAAUGCCCCUGCCCCUGCUGAAAAUGCCCAAAAUGCACAAUUACCCGCUGCCGCCGCUGCACCAAACAACAACAACAACAACAGCAAUGGCCGCAUCAACUUACGCACCCGAAACCACUUCCAUUACCACACAUCAUCACUUUCACAUCCACGAGCGAACGGAGGAGCCUAUGAUGUUCCACGUCAUCCGCGAAACUAUUAUGCUUCGAAUGUGAGCAAUGCCAAUCGUAGAGCCACUUUAGAAGCGAAUCCAAACCGAAUUCGAUAUGCAAACGCCAAUCGCGCUUUUCGACAACGCAGCUUCGAUGACACUGAGUCUUAUCAUUAUUCACGUAACAAUAAUUUCCGAUAUGAGAAUAUCUACGAACAAAUUCGCGAAGAGCCAAUUUAUAGAAAUAUAGGAUUGAACCGUGACAAUGCCGUCAAUCGAUUGUACGGAGGUCGAUUAGACGUGAUAGGCCAUGGUAUCGGCAGAAUCGAACGUCACCUAAGCAGUAGUUGCGGCAACAUCGAUCAUUAUAACCUAGGUGGAACGUACGCAAUUCUAGGGCACAGUCAUUUGAGUACGGUCGGGCAUGUGUACGCAUCCGAUAAUGCCAAAGAAACAGCCGGAAAGAGUCUGAAUUUCUUCAGCUGCCUGGGACGAGAAAAUUCACAAUCGAUGAGCAACAUUUGCCGUGAAUCGAGCAACAACACUGCCGAACAGCCAGUGGCUGGAGCCGCUGCAGUUGUACAACCACCAACGCAGAACGAAAAUACGAACAAACACACGGGAGCCAUCCCGAAGGUCAAGAACAAAAUGCAAAAUACAGCACGAAACGCGCCAAAUUCAAUACAUUCCACCGCAUUGAAUCGCAUUUCGAAAUCGUCACUUCAAUGGCUGUUGAUGAAUAAAUGGCUUCCGCUUUGGAUGGGCAACGGAUCGGAUUGCAAUGUGCUCGAUUUCAAUUUCAUGUUUUCACGCAACUGUGAUGGUUGCGAAAGAGACGACAGUGUCGUUGUGUACGAUGAAUCAAAUGGUGCUUCGUAUGCAAAUUGCUAUCGAGAUUUUGGUCAAGAUAAUUACUACAGCAUAUCAAGGCCGAUGCGGUACAACAACAGCUUAAUGCGAUUCAAUGAAUCUAAUCCGCAUCGCAUGUAUCGACCGAACCGACAGCCAAACUAUUGCUCAAACGCAGGUGACGCUUCUGGUUAUGGGGAUUACAACUUUCCAGCACAUCCACAGCCAGAAAAUCCAUUCCGCCGAUGGGAACUGAAUUCGGAAAAUAAUUCAUUUCGACCAGCUUCGGUGCGGAGAAUCACCGACGGAACGUUCCCAAACGGAAAUGGUAAUAAUCAGAGUCAAGGUCAAUUACGGAAUCAACCGCGACACGAAGUUCGUGUCGAGAUCAAUCAUCAGCCCGUUGACACAAAUGCACCAAGUACGUCGUCGGCUGCUCGAGCGAUCCCAUCAACAUCAAAUGCCAGCAGUAAUGCAGCUGGCAAUGCUGAAGCCUCGUCAAGCUCACAACUUCGAGCCGAUCAAAGAACAUUCGAAAAUGCUGCACUAAGCAGCAGCACAGAGAGCACGUCUGAGACUGAAAAUAAGGUUCUAUCGCCCGAUUUGUCAGCCAGACGAUAUUCAGAGAAUACUGAAGAUGAUCAAUACAAUAGCGGAAAUUCCUCAAGCACUGACGAAGAGGAAAAUGAUGAAACGAUUAGCGAAAUGAACACAAAUGACACAGACUUCUCAGAACGAAUCAAUGAGCAGUGAUUAAUCCAAUUAAAAGCUCAUUAGGCGCACAACCCAAUAAUCCAUACUUAUUUAUUCACUUAGAAAUUGUUAUAUAUACCCAUUCAUUAGCAAGCAUUCAUACAUACAUUAUUAGCUCACUUAUUCAUUCUCCAAAAAAAAAAACAACUCCAUGAUUCAUAUUAUACAAGGAAUGGUUGUUUUUUCUGUCUCUAUAUAGUAGUAGUAUCUAUAAGCAUGUAUUCAAUUAUUAAAUCGAUUUUAUUUGAAUUUCAUUGUUCUUAGGAUUUAAAAGCUCAAAAUAUACACAAGAAAAUAAUAUAA